Messenger RNA from Gordionus sp. m RMFG-2023, 4436 nucleotides. RefSeq lists its product as uncharacterized. Gene Ontology annotation, molecular function: protein binding. The coding region runs from base 148 to 4290 and encodes 1380 amino acids. The transcript has 24 exons. NCBI's taxonomy places the organism in Eukaryota, Metazoa, Nematomorpha, Gordioida, Chordodea, Parachordodidae. The record is from RefSeq and is a predicted model, not a curated record. Gene Ontology annotation, biological process: neurotransmitter receptor transport, endosome to postsynaptic membrane.
CUAAAAUUUGUGUAACAUUUUAUUUUAGGAUUUCGCAAUAGCAAAUAUUGUGUCUUCUUAUAAAAUGAUCAAAAAAAUGUAUUUCUACUAAUAUCAACCUUUUAAAAAAUAACUAAUUUAUCCUUAUAUAUUUAACAAGAUCCCAAAAUGGAGGCCCAUGACGAAAAAAGCUUAGAUCCGGAAACGGAACCGCAUUCGUUAUCUCGCGUAUACUACAAAUACCCAAACAUAUGUUAUUAUUCGCCGCAAGACACCCCCUUCUUGGAUAACAGUCGCGAUUCGGAUAAGGAUACGGAAAAUGUGAACGAUAAAAAAUCGCGUUCCAGAAAAGCUACAUACGAAUCCCGCGAAGCAAAAAAUUCUCAAACCAGUGACACUAUUUUGAGUCGUGCAAUAAUUAGUUUGAACAAAACGGAUGAGAGCAAUUUUGGAAUCACAAUUACAGCAUACAAACACAAAAAGGUAAAAAUCGUAGCGGUCCAACUUGGUUCAUCUGCUCAUAGGAGCGACGCGUUGGAGAAAGGAGAUCUUAUAGUUAGCGUUAACGGACAAAAGCUAACAAAAGCCGCACCUUACCACGUUGAAGGUCUGCUGGGAACUAGCAAAAACCAUGUGCAAUUGGAGAUCGAAUAUCCUUUGCCGAAACUAAAUUUUCGGAAGAAUGUAUCUGACAGGUAUGGCACAUGUUUCGUCAAACAGUUCAAAGUAAAGCUAAGAAAGGACGAUAUAAAUUCCAAUUAUGGAUUCGUUGUGAGAGGAGGGCGGCAACCAGUUUACACCAACUCCAUACCUUUCAUCGUAACGAGUAUUCGCCCGGGCGGAUCAGCUGAUAGGGAUGGAUCGAUAAAACCUGGCGACAGGCUGCUUUUUAUAGAUAACCUAAAUCUCGAAAACACGACACUCACCGAAAUGAUCAGCUUGAUUAAACAUUACAACCAAGAUGCCAUAUUCACGUUCGCUUACGAUACCCUGUUCUACGAUAAAAUAACGAAUAACAAAAGUAUUAUCUUGGAAAUCGAGAAACCAAUCGGUGUUGCUCUUGGAAUUAUCUUGUUCUCUAACUCUAACAAGCGCAGAGUUAAGCAACAUCUAAGAAUCAGGAAAAUUAAACCAGCUAGCAUAGCUGACCGAUGUGGAGUUUUAUGCAUCAACGAUAUAAUUUUGAGCAUCGAUGACAUGAACACAGCAGGCAUGUCUACCCUGGAGGCUCAAAGAUUGCUGAAAUACAAUAUGAACAAAAAUAGGCAAACUAUGAAAUUGAUUAUCUACAAAAACGUGACCAAUCAUUUAGGAGACUCCAACAACACGGCCAAAUUUUCUUGCCAUUCCAUCAAAUGCAACGGAAACGGGAGACGACAUAUCGAGGAUAUGCGCGCCGAUGACGGGGAAGAUAAGAACGCCGUCAUAGAAAGACGUUCCUCCAAUAGCUCGCAAACAUCGUUAAGCAGCUUUGAAGAAUCCGAAUGUAACGAUUUUCACCAUAAAAAUUUGCGCCAUACUAAAAAAGGAUGUCACGAUGAUACAUUAUUGAACUAUGAAAGUCAAAGUUCGACACUUUCCUCCGACAAAUUUUUUAAUAAUCAUAUUUCACACAUCGAAAAUAUCGAAAUAAUUAUCAAAUUUGAUUCUCAUGGAUUGGGAAUAGCUUUACAAAAUAAGAUGUAUAACGACAUCACCGGAAAUUAUUUCACCUUCAUAAGCAAUAUAGAUCCGCUCAGUGUGUCCGAGAGGAGCGGCGUUUUACAAGUCGGUGACAAGAUUAUAGAAGUUAACAGACGAAAAAUCGAUAAUGUACCUGCUCAAAAGGUGGCAGAAUGGAUCACUAAUUCAUCAAAAGUAUAUGAUAACAGUCACAUGAAGCUUUGUCGACUCAAGAUUGAAUUCAAAGUUUUAGAGUCUAUAACACUUACAUCAGGAGUUUUCGUUGUCCAGAUUGCCAAGAGACUCAAUUCAGACAUAGGAUUGAAAUUAAUGAGUCCAUUUUCUAGGAAAUUUGGUGAACCUUUGGUUAUAUCAGAAGUCAAAAGAGCAAGUCCUGCCUAUAGGUCUGGAGUAAUUAAGGUAGGAGAUAAAUGUCUAGAAAUUAAUGGGAAUGACGUCACUAAUCAUACCUUAAAAGAUGCUACCGAGUUGUUAAAUACGCAAGAUAGCUUGACGAGGCUCAAAAUAGUCAAAUCGCAGGCUUUAGUAGAAUCUGAAGAUCUGGAUGAUGAGUUUGUAAUGUACGAUGAGAGGGACCUGAUUUACAAAAACAAAAUAGAAAAUUCUCUUUAUUCUACUAACGAUAUUUUCAACAACUCUGUGUCCAUUGAUACAACAAAAUCAAAUGGGAUCAUCAAAAGGCCUAACGUGUCAAAAGAAAAUGAUAACAUUCUAUCUCUCUUCGAUGGGAAAGGAAAUCAAAGUAAACAUUCUUCGAUUGACGAUAACAAAAAUAACGAGAAGAUGUUUUAUCGAAAAAUAAGCGAAAAUCUUUCUUCAAUCGAUAGAAAUUUCCUGGAUUUUACGAACGUUAAAGACGGUCAGGGGAUAAAGAUUUGGCCAUCAUCAAACAAGGUGAUGUAUAAAACUUUGACCAAUCGAAACGAUGAAUUAGGAUCCCAAGCGAAUUACAAAUGGUUUAAUUUUGCGUAUAAUGGCUCCAACGUUACAAACGAGAAUCCAAUCAGAGUUCAAGAAAAACGUAAUGGCAUAAUAUGGGUAGACGAGAAUGAAACCACAGGAGAUGCCCAAAAUACUAUCGCCUUCAGGGGUUCUCUCGAUAACAACCAUGAGUGCGCAUGUCAGAAAAAGACAACAGAAAAUGAUAACAUUAAUGUUAAUCCCAUAUUCAGUUGCAAUAAAAUGAUGUACAAGAAACCCGGCAGUGCGGAAUACAAACUUAUACCGCUCCUUAGUUUAACCCAACUCUCGAAUACAAAUGAAGAGAGCAACAAUACACCAGUACAGAGCAUAGAUAGCGCGGUGGAGUCGCUAGACAGUUCUGGAGGAGACACUCAGUCACCUUUAAUAGAGGGAAAUACGCAGCACGAAAAUUAUUUGCGCUAUCCGGUAUUGAUAAUAAAUGAAAACUCGAAGGAUACGUUUUACCAAGGAUUUUAUAAAUCGAAUAAUUAUUGGUUUCACCACCCUCCGAAUUGUGUGAAUCGGAAUAAUAAUGAGUUGACUACGGGAGAUGGUAACGUGUAUGAUAAUAAAAUAGGGAAAUGCUCAAAAUGCGGGGACAUUAAGCAUAUAGCGAUAUCUUCUUGUUUCGUGGAUAAAUGUGAUAGGGAAGCCCAAAAAUCGAUUGUCGACUCAAAUCUCCUAAUUUACCGAAACCAGCCGACGUCAGAAUCAGGACAUAAUACUUCUCUCAUCGAUCAAUCAUCUAAAACGUGUCAAAAUGGUAAAGAAAAAAUAAUGAUGAAAAUAUGUACGUUGAAUCAAUUAAACUAUAAGGAUUCGCCAUCUCUUCUUUCCAACAAGAAAACAUUUAUAAGCGUUGUCGAUCAACAUAUCCCAAAAUUAAUUAAACCCCCACAAAAAAUGGAUAUGACUAAAAAUCUGUUGAAAUAUCGCCAAGACCUCAGAUCGCAGCUCAGUCAACCUAAUAACUUCUCAUUACCAGUAUCGCUUGAAAAUCCUUAUAAAGCUAACGAUUGGGACACUAUUUUUGAUAACGAGAAACUAUCCGAAAACGAUUUAAUAAAGCAAAUCGAAAAAACGAUAAUGGGAAUAUCGCUGCUAACGAGGCCUACUAAUCAUUACGAUCUCACUUCUAAUCCGAAGAAUUUAUCGAUUAAAAUUAGGAAUAUUAAUGACUCCAAAAAAAUUUCAAAUUUGUCUAUGAACUCACCGAAAGUGGGAGAUAAAUGCUUUAAUGAUCACAAUGCGAUAAUGGAUGUAAAGGAUCUCACUAAUGUCCCUAUUACCAUGUCAAAUGACCAUUUGAUAAAUAAUAAAUUUAAGAAUGCUAACGAUCGAAAUGAUCUCUUUAUAUCGCUCAAUUGCAACCAAAUAAGUAAUUCAAAGCUUAAACAUUUAGAUAUACUAAAUCCAUCCUCAAGAAAAAACGUGACUCAAACUUUAUACAAUACUAAAUUAGAUAAAGUUAAUAAUGCUACCGAGUUCUUACCCACCGACUCAGAGGAAAAUCAAACGUCCACGUCUACUUUGAAUACGGUUAUAUACUGCGGAGGAGGAAAAGAUAAGAACGAUUCCGCCUCUCAACGUUUUGACGAUAAAACUUUGUUUAAACCGAAUCACAAUUAUAUUCUAAAUAAUGUAUUGGUUACUAAUACCAUCUAAAAAAAUUUUAUAUAAAAAAUAAUAUUCUAAAUGAUCUUCAUGUUUUAUAAAUAUUAUUUAUGUACACAAUGUAUUUCUUAAUAUAUACAAUUUUAUAUUAAAAAGAAAUUAUGUUUCUUCAAAUUAUAUACUAUAAAAUUAAGUUU